AUGGCAGAAAUGGGGCCUGGGGCAUCAAGAGGGGGAGCGGGGCUGGCGGCGGCGGCGGCGGCGUGCGCGGCGCGGUGCCCCGGGGAGGCGUCGCUGGAGGCCGAGCUGCUGGAGGCGUCGGGCCGGCUGCUGGUGCUGGCGCCGGGGACGCGCCGCGGGGCGGCCGAGGAGCACGUGCUGCGGCUGGGGCGGCUGCGGGCGCAGGGGCGGCUGCGCGUGCUGGGGCUGGGGCUGGCCGCGGUGGCCUACGAGGCGCCCUUCGGCGGCGACGCCGCCCUCUACGCCGCCACCUGCCGCCACCUGGCGCCCUCCUGGGCCGACCUCCCCGGCCGCCUGCUGGACGUGGGCGUCGCCGGCCGCUGGUGGCUGCUGAGCGCCAGGAUGCGCGACUGGGACGUCAACCCCGAGGAGUUCCGCGCCCUCCCCGGCCGCCUCCGCCGGGUCUCCUUCCACGACCUCCACUCGGCCCGCAACGAGCGCCUCUUCGACCAGAAGUACCGGCCCGUGGUCCUGCGGCAGGAGGACGUCGAGCGGGAGGAGGGGGGCCGGGGGGCCGGGCCCGCCCCGCCUGACCCCCAGCAGCGCGCCCGAGCGGCCAGUCAAUAAACGGGGGAAAUCUCCCGGUGCGGAGA
Sphaerodactylus townsendi is the source of this 632-nucleotide messenger RNA. It is a transcript of the gene TIMM29, whose product is annotated as translocase of inner mitochondrial membrane 29. The transcript is spliced from 2 exons. The coding region runs from base 1 to 606 and encodes 201 amino acids. The record is from RefSeq and is a predicted model, not a curated record. Gene Ontology annotation, biological process: protein insertion into mitochondrial inner membrane. Lineage: Eukaryota; Metazoa; Chordata; Lepidosauria; Squamata; Sphaerodactylidae. Gene Ontology annotation, cellular component: TIM22 mitochondrial import inner membrane insertion complex.